This is a messenger RNA of Ustilago hordei, 1404 nucleotides long. RefSeq lists its product as uncharacterized. Gene Ontology annotation, molecular function: oxidoreductase activity. The transcript has a single exon. Bases 1 to 1404 code for a protein of 467 amino acids. The record is from RefSeq and is a predicted model, not a curated record. Lineage: Eukaryota; Fungi; Basidiomycota; Ustilaginomycetes; Ustilaginales; Ustilaginaceae.
AUGGCUCCAGUCGCUUUGACGCCCACUUCACCACCAGCAACAUCGACGAGCUCAAAGCACUUCUCUUCUGCUUCGGGCCUCAUCCACAUAUCAGGCUCAGACGUUGCUUUUGCACCUUCUUUUGAGCCCUACCAGCGACGUCUCAAGCUCGUCGAGAAUGACCCUAACGAGCCAGAGAUCACUUUCCCUCUCGUUCUCAGACCAACUCGCACGAGCAGCAAAGAUGAGCCACUCGCCAAACAAGAGCUCAUAGAAGCCAUCAAGUCGUUCGCUCCGGCCCCAUCGACAGAGUAUCAACCCUCCAAGCUGCAACACCUGAUGGACGCACACGGUGGAGCAGUCCACUUCAAAGGUCUGCCUAUCCAGGAUGCAAACGACUUCAGCAACUUUAUGCAUGCUCUUGCCGGCCGUGUCAAACCUGGCUGCGAUCCCUCCAAAAAAAGCAAUACCUGGCAAUACCAUGUGGAUAAGGGGCUCAUGGUGAUUCGACGACAAAUGGCGCCCAACGUUGCAACCGCCAACGAAGGCCCGCCGCACCAGUCUAUCGGAUCACACAACGAGUACGGCCUAUCCACGCACUAUCCCUCGGUCAUUGCAUUUUGCUGUCUCUCGGCUCCUACUUCGGGAGGCCAGACACCCAUCGUCAAUAGCAUGGCGCUGUAUGACCGACUCAAGUCAACCGUUCCAGGAUACAUCGAAAAGAUCUCUAGACAGGGUCUGACGUUUGUCAUUCACCAUCCGGUAGCCAAGGUGAAGGAUAGUGUUCAAGGCAACAGCUUAUACAAUUCUGACUCGUUCGGUCCCACACCCGAGGAGAAGGUGAAUCUUGACAGCAUGACCGAGGAACAGAAGAGGAAGUUGGUCGAGGACAACAUUCUUGAGCUUGCUCGAGAGGGCGGUUGGGGCACCGAUCUGAAUGACCAAGUGGAAGACAAGCUAGGCGCAUGGCACGAAAGGGGCUUCUCAUGGACAUGGCUACCUGAUGGUUCAAUCAACGUCUUCCAACGUGUACCCGGUAUUCGUAUCCACCCAACGCUUGGAAAGCCAGCUUACUUCAACAACGUCGGUAACCGAUACGCUUACUCCAAAGAGCACGGCUGCUUGCGGCCACCUCACUACUCGGAAGAGAAGAGAGACUUUUUCCCUCCUCCGUCCUUUCCUCGGUCACUCAGCGAAGAAGGAGAAGAGGAGGAUGAGGCAAUCCCACUCGACUGGUUGCAAGAAGCACAUCGUUGGACCGAAUGCUUGCAAGCGCAUGUCGAAUGGGUGCAGGGUGAUGUUCUCCUGAUUGACAAUCUUGCUGUUCAGCACGCUAGGACUCCUUGGUCUGGACCAAGGAAGCUUGUUGCAAGCUUGUGGGACCAGCGUUCAUAUCUUGACAAGAAUCUUCCCAUCCGUACUUAA